Penicillium vulpinum is the source of this 1788-nucleotide messenger RNA. Its product is annotated as pyridoxamine-phosphate oxidase PDX3. NCBI's taxonomy places the organism in Eukaryota, Fungi, Ascomycota, Eurotiomycetes, Eurotiales, Aspergillaceae. The record is from RefSeq and is a predicted model, not a curated record. Gene Ontology annotation, biological process: pyridoxine biosynthetic process. The transcript is spliced from 5 exons. The coding region runs from base 1 to 1788 and encodes 595 amino acids. Gene Ontology annotation, molecular function: FMN binding; pyridoxamine phosphate oxidase activity.
AUGAUAUGGCGUGACGUCUCGGAACUUCCCGUCCAAAAGCAUACAUUUUGUAGGACUUCUACGGAACUAACAGCUUCUGGGGAUUUUUACUUCUUCAAAUCACAAGGUCUCGGGCAAUUGAGGUAUUAUACUUAUUCCACAUCCGCUAUUUUAAUGCAGACUCGUUUACCCUUCACUUUCCGUUCAGUCGUUGAGUCAUUCCUCCGUGUUCCCCGCCAACCCCGCCAACUUCGAUAUUCCUCAACCAACCACCCCAGCAAUCACAUACCAACAAUGGAUCAAAACGAACACCAGACAGACGCUCGGCGUCCAAAGAAGCUAAUCUUCGCACCCGGCGACAUCGCACCAACCUCCGAGGAGGCCACCCCAGAACCCCAACCACAAGCAGCUCCCGCGACGAUCGCCGAGGCCCGGCGCGCCUCAACCUCAAUCUCAACCCCAAACUCGACCACCGAAACCGAAGUCCUCUCGAACGCCGCGCGCGCCCACCAGUUCGGCACAAACCCACCUCUAACCAUCUCGCAAAUCCACGGCACAAACCCACUCCACCAAUUCAACACCUGGUUCCGGGACCCACGACUCCCCGCGUCCUCCGCCCCAGAAACAUGCACGCUAUCAACCGCCUCGAUGCCCUCGGGCCGCGUCAGCGCCCGCGUCGUCUACCUAAAAGAACUCGACGAGCGCGGCUGGGUCGUCUACAGCAACUGGGGUAGUCGGGAAGGUAAAGGCGGGCAAGUCUUCGGGCUUGGCGAUAGCGCCGAUACACUCGGCGCCAUGCCGGAGCCUACUACCAUCACCUCUGAGGUUGGGACAGGAAAUAAAUGGGGCGCUUUGACAUUCAGCUGGUCGAAUGUUGAGCGCCAGGUCCGUGUUGAGGGACUGCUUGAGCCGCUUAGUCGUGAAGAGAGCGAGCUGUAUUGGCGGACGCGCGAGCGCGGGAGUCGGAUUGGUGGAUGGGCGAGUUGGCAGAGUCGGGUUUUGUGGUCUGCGGAGCCGGAGCAGAUGGAGGAGAAUCAGCGACGGAAGAGUGUAGCGAAGUUGCAGGGGGCGUUUGAUGGGGGUUCGGUUGUUCCAGCGGAUAUUGAUCAGACAGAUGAUGAGGAUGGACGGGCGCUGCUGGAGGCGAAGGUUAAGGAGAUGGAGGAGAGAUUUAAGGGCGUUGAGGAUAUUCCUCUGCCGCCAUUUUGGGGUGGUGUGAGGCUUGUACCGGAGUCUGUGGAAUUCUGGCAGGGGCGUCGCAGUCGUUUGCAUGAUCGGUUCCGGUAUGUGCGUGUUGGGGGUGAGGUAGAGGGUGAGGGUGCCAAGUGGCAGGUUCAGAGGCUGUCGCCUUAUAUUUUAGCCACAGCCAUGUCCACUUCAACGCCCCAAUCAACCGCUCAAUCCUCCAAAUCCCCCUGGAUCAUCCUCGCAAUAACGAGCGGCGCGUUCGCUGCAUUGAAUGGUGUUUUCGCGAAAUUAACCACGGACGACCACACGACGGCUUUCGCGACAGCUAUCGCCCACCUAUUCGGCUUGGAGUCUUCGCCUGUGAUUGAAAUGCUUACUCGAGGUGCCUGUCUCGGCCUUAACGUCGUCUGCAACAUUAUAAUGUGGGCACUUUUCACACGCGCGCUAACAGCCGGCCCGUCGACGGUUAAAGUCUCCAUCACGAAUACGGCGUCAAAUUUCUUGGCAACGGCGCUGUUUGGUAUGAUUGUGUUUCAGGAGGCUGUUGGUGGACUGUGGUGGUUGGGGGCUGGCAUGAUGGGUGCUGGGUGUAUUUUGGUUGGAAUGAGAGAAGGAGCUUAG